AUUUAAUCAAUUUAGGAAAGGAAGCGUUAGUUAAGAAGAAGAGUAGAUUCGAAAUGAAGUUAAGAGCUUUUCGUGCGUGGGUUGAAUUUACAGGCGAUACGCGUUUAGUAUCAAUUCAGAUCAAAUCUCAAUCUCAUUAAUGAAAUUGAUUCCCAGAUGGGAUCAUCUAUCGUCAAUCUCCCAUCUUCAACAACAACAUCAACAUCAAAACCAAAAUCAAGAUCUUCAUCUUCUUCUUUAGCUCAUUGCAUUUGAGAAUUCUUCCUGCCAUCAACAGCAAUGUCGUCGGGGUCUCAAACCCUAGGCGGCCAAUCCCGCUGCGGAUGGUUACUGGGGCCAUCACUCGACAAGAUCAUAAAAAAUGCUGCCUGGCGCAAACACUCUCACAUCGUCGCUGCCUGCAAAUCCGCCCUCGACAAGCUCGAAACCCUCACCGACGAUUCUUCCUCAUCAACUCCUCUAUACGGCGUCUCCUCCGUCUCCGACGCUGAAUCCUUCAUCCUUCCCCUCAUCCUAGCCAUUGAUUCAUCUUCUCCUAAAGUCGUCGAACCCGCCCUCGACUGUUGCUUCCGUCUUUUCUCCCUCCGCCUCAUCCGCUGCGAGAUCGACCCCUCUGAACAACCCCCCUCCCUCAUAUUCCGUCUCAUUGAUUCUAUAUGCAAGUGCAGUGGUCUCGGCGAAGAGGCUGUUGAGCUCGCAGUCCUCAAAACUUUGCUCUCAGCCGUUCGAUCAUCUACUGUUUUGAUCCGGGCCGAAUGCCUUAACCAGAUUGUGAAGACAUGCUAUAAUAUAUAUCUUGGAGGUGUCAAUGGAACUAACCAGAUCUGUGCAAAGUCGGUGUUGGCUCAGAUGAUGGCUAUCAUAUUCGCUAGGGUAGAAGGGGAUUCCCUGCUAGUCACCUUCAAUACAGUAUCCGUUACCGAGCUGUUAGAGUUCAAUGAUAGAAAUCUUAAUGAGGGGAGUUCUAUACAGUUUGUUCAGAACUUCAUUAACGAGGUUGUUUUCACUAACGUAGUUGAUGCUGAUCUUAAUGCAAAAUCCUUGCCUGAACUGCAAGACGGUAAUGCCAGUGAAAAAGCUGAGUCUCCGCAUGCUGAAUUGCCAGAUAAGGAGGAUUUGAGUGGUUAUUCUAAGAUAAGGGAUGAUGGGGUCAUGGUUUUCAAGAAUUUAUGCAAGCUGUCGAUGAAAUUCUCUUCUCAGGACCAAUCUGACGAUCAGAUCCUUUUGAGGGGAAAGAUGUUGUCUCUGGAGCUAUUGAAGGUAAUCAUGGACAAUGCAGGUCCACUAUGGCGUACAAACGAGAGGUUCCUAAACGUGAUCAAACAGUUCCUUUGCUUGUCCUUACUGAAGAACAGUGCACUUUCAGUCAUGUCAAUAUUUCAGCUUCUCUGUGCAAUAUUUCAGAGCUUACUAAGCAAAUACAGAUCUGUGUUGAAAUCAGAAAUCGGGAUAUUUUUCCCCAUGCUCAUUCUCCGUGUUCUUGAAAAUGUCCUUCAGCCAAGUUUCAUACAAAAGAUGACAAUCCUUAAUUUACUGGAUAAAGUAUCUCAGGAUUCACAGAUUAUGAUCGACAUUUUUGUCAACUAUGAUUGUGAUGUUGACUCCCCAAACAUUUUUGAAAGGACUGUGAAUGGUCUUCUGAAAACUGCUCUAGGUCCACCACCUGGUUCCACAACCACCUUGUCUCCUGUUCAUGAUCUGACAUUCAGAUUUGAAUCUGUUAAAUGUUUGGUUAUGAUCAUCAAAUCAAUGGGAGUUUGGAUGGAUCAACAGCUAAGAAUAGGUGAAUUUGGUGUAAAGAACAACACAUCUGAUAAUAAUGAUAGUGUUCUUGAAAGUAGCAUGAGUGUAGGAGGAGAUGAUGUAAGUCUUCCUGAUUUGGAUUUGCAUCAAGAACCAAAUUCUGAACAUUCCACUGCUACAUUAGAGCAACGAAGAGCUUACAAGAUAGAACUUCAGAAAGGUAUUGCUCUGUUCAAUAGGAAGCCUUCGAAGGGUAUUGAGUUUUUGAUAAGUAACAAGAAAGUUGAAGGGACACCUGAAUCAGUUGCAAUGUUUUUGAAAAACACUUCUGGUUUAAAUGAGACAAUGAUUGGUGAUUAUCUUGGUGAAAGGGAGGAUUUCUCUUUAAAAGUAAUGCAUGCUUAUGUGGAUUCCUUUAAUUUUGAUGGAAGGGAUUUUGGUGAGGCUCUUAGGUUUUUUCUAAGGGGUUUCAGAUUACCUGGUGAGGCUCAAAAAAUUGACAGAAUCAUGGAAAAAUUUGCUGAAAGAUAUUGUAAGUGCAACCCUAAUUCCUUCACUAGUGCUGACACAGCAUAUGUUCUUGCAUAUUCUGUGAUUAUGCUCAAUACGGAUGCCCAUAACAGCAUGGUGAAAGAUAAGAUGAGUAAAGCUGAUUUUAUUCGGAACAACCGUGGGAUUGAUGAUGGAAAGGACUUAGCUGAAGAGUAUUUGGGUGCUCUUUAUGAUCAAAUUGUGAAAAAUGAAAUUAAGAUGAAAGCAGAUGCUUCAUCAAUACCACAAAGCAAACAGACAAACAGUGUUAAUAAAUUAUUAGGGUUGGAUGGUAUACUUAAUCUUGUUUGGAAACAAACCGAGGAAAAGCCACUGGGUGCAAAUGGAGCUCUUAUUAGACACAUCCAAGAACAAUUCAAGGCAAAAUCAGGAAAAUCAGAAUCUACUUACUAUGCUGUAGCAGAUGCAGCCAUAUUGAGGUUUAUGGUGGAAGUCUGUUGGGGCCCAAUGCUUGCUGCCUUCAGUGUAACACUUGACCAGAGUGAUGACAGGGCAGCAACUAAUCAUUGCUUACAUGGCAUUCGCCAUGCUGUGCAUGUGACAGCUGUCAUGGAUAUGAAGCAAAAAAAUGUCGAUGCUGUCAAGACAAUAAUAGCAAUCGCAAUAGAAGACGGGAACUAUCUUCAAGAUUCAUGGGAACACAUACUGACAUGCCUAUCUAGAUUCGAGCAUUUACAGCUAUUAGGAGAAGGUGCUCCAUCUGAUGCAUCUUUUUUAAGUGGAUCAAACAUUGAAAUAGAAGAGAAAUCUGUAAAGUCCAAUUUCACAUCCUUGAAAAAGAAAGGAACCCUUCAAAAUCCAGUUGUAAUGGCUGUUGUUCGAGGCAGUUCUUAUGACAGCACUUCUUCCAAUAAUCACACAUCAGGAUUAGUAACCCCAGAUCAAAUCAACAACUUCAUUUCCAACUUAAACCUUCUUGAACAAAUUGGGAAUUUCGAGCUUAAUCACAUCUUUGCUCAUAGCCAGAGACUAGAUAGUGAAGCUAUUGUAGCUUUUGUGAAAGCUCUUUGUAAAGUUUCCAUGACAGAGUUGCAGUCUGUUACAGAUCCUCGGGUGUUCAGUCUCACUAAAAUAGUUGAAGUUGCGCACUACAACAUGAACCGAAUCAGAUUAGUGUGGUCUCGCAUAUGGAGCGUGCUUUCAGACUUCUUUGUUUCAGUUGGUUUAUCAGAAAACCUUUCAGUUGCCAUUUUUGUCAUGGAUUCCUUACGCCAACUUUCCAUGAAAUUUCUUGAACGCGAAGAAUUGGCAAAUUACAAUUUCCAGAAUGAGUUUUUAAGGCCUUUUGUCAUUGUCAUGCAGAAAAGCAACUCUGUUGAAAUCAGAGAACUCAUUGUUCGUUGCCUCUCACAAAUGAUCCUCAGCAGGGUCGAUAACGUAAAAUCCGGUUGGAAAAGCGUUUUCAUGGCAUUAACAGCAGCUGGAGCUGAUGAAAGGAAGAACAUUGUGUUGUUAGCAUUUGAGACAAUGGAGAAAAUAGUACGCGAAUAUUUCCCUUACAUAACCGAAACCGAAACUGCUACUUUCACUGAUUGUGUGAGAUGCCUCAUCACCUUCACUAACAGCAGAUUCAACAGUGAUGUAAGCCUCAACGCCAUUGCUUUUCUUCGAUUCUGUGCUGUGAAACUUGCAGAAGGUGGACUUAUCUGCAAUCAAGAAACUGUUCCUAUUGAUGAUGAUUCAACUUCAAGCAUUCAAGUGGUUAAAGAAACUGCUGAAACCGAUGGACAAACUCCCAUGGAGAAAGAUGAACAUGCAUCCUAUUGGAUCCCUUUACUCAGUGGGUUAUCUUCAUUAACAUCGGACCCAAGAUUAGCGAUUAGAAAAAGCGCGUUAGAAGUCCUUUUCAACAUCCUAAAAGACCAUGGACAUCUCUUCUCCCGCUCAUUCUGGAUAACAGUAAUCAACACCGUAGUUUUUCCAGUUUUCAAACCCGUAAAUGAAAAAAAAGAAAAUCAACAAAACAAGACAUGGGAUUCGGAAACUUGCUCUGUAGCAACUCGAUGUUUAAUCGAUUUAUUCAUAAACUUUUUCCCGAUAAUGCGUGGGGCCCAUUUAUCCUCGGUUAUAUCGCUACUAGCAGGAUUCUUGAAAACCCCGGGUCAAGGUUCUGCUAGCACCGGAGUAACCGGGUUAAUGAGACUCGUGGGUGAGUUGGGUGGGUUGUUGACUGAAGACGAAUGGGCUUCUAUUUUUCUUGCUUUGAAAGACACUUCGGGUUCCAUGUUACCCGGUUUUUUCAAACUUGUUAGGGUUAUGGAUCGAAUUGAGAUGCCACCAAAUGUUGGCCAAAUCUACGAUGAUGCUGAGAUGCUCAAUGGAAAUGGAGAUGGAAAUGGUUCUAAUUCAAUUCAAGAUUAUGAAGAUGAUAACUUGCAAACUGCGGGAUACGUUGUUUCACGAAUGAAAACACAUAUAUCAACUCAGCUACUUAUCAUGCAGGUGACAACGGAUCUCUACAACAUGCACCAACAUUUACUAAAAGCAUCAAGUGUGAAAAUCGUGUUGGAAAUCUUCUUACAAACCGUAUCCCAUUCCCAACAACUAUCCUCCGAAACAAAUCUCCACAAAAAGCUCCAAAAAGCAUGCUCCAUUCUCGAACUAUCCGACCCGCCCGUGAUCCAUUUUGAAAACGAAUCGUACCAAAACAUGCUCAACCUCCUCCACCACUUACUAGCAACCGACCCGGAUCUAUCUUCUGAAAUGGAGAUCGAACCUCAGUUGUUUUCAACGUGUGAACAAAUCAUAAAAAUAUACUUAAACUGUUCUAAAUUAGAAAAACAACAAGAACAUGUUCAUUGGAUACUUCCGUUGAAUUCAGCAGUGAAGGAAGAGUUAGGUGCGAGAACAGGGUUGCUUGUGUCGGCUUUGAGGGUUUUGAGUGAAGUGGAUAAUGAUAUUUUUAGAAAGUAUGCGGCUCGGGUUUUUCCAUUGAUGGUGGAGUUAGUGAGGUGUGAGCAUAGCUCGCGUGAAGUACAGAUGGUUUUGAGUGAGUUGUUUCAGAGAUGUAUAGGCCCGAUAAUAAUAAUGAAAUCCUGACAUUUUUUUUUUUUUUUUUUUUUUUCUGUAAUUAUAUAUAUUAUACUUGAAAAAAUAUAUAUGUAUUUGUAGGGUAGUGGUGUAGUUUUGGUUAUGACAUGGUUUGU
This is a messenger RNA of Lactuca saligna, 5441 nucleotides long. Lineage: Eukaryota; Viridiplantae; Streptophyta; Magnoliopsida; Asterales; Asteraceae. The record is from the annotation of a GenBank genome assembly.